GGUCGCGCAGUGCGUGCGUUCCGGUGUGCAAGUUUAUUCCCCCAUCUUCGCUCCUCGUCCCGGGCCGCUGCCUGGGCUCCUCACUUCAUCCAUCCGUCUGUCUCCUUCGCCUCCCACGGGCGACGAUGGGUGCGAUGUCAUGGCUGCCGUUUAUGGUCUGCGGUUUGGCGAGAGUCGCGUUCGGUUUCUCUCAGUCCUAUGAUAGCGAUUUCACUUUCACUCUGCCGGCGGGGCAGAAGGAGUGUUUCUACCAAACUAUGAAGAAAGAUGCCACCCUGGAGAUUGAAUAUCAGGUGAUUGACGGAGCAGGAUUAGAUGUGGAUUUCUAUAUUUCAUCUCCAAAUGGAAACAUUCUGUACUUUGAUCAGAGAAAAUCUGAUGGCGUGCACAGCAUCGAAACUGAGAAUGGAGACUACAUGUUCUGUUUCGACAACUCAUUUAGCUCUAUAUCAGAGAAGGUAGUGUUCUUUGAGCUUAUUCUGGACAACAUGGAACCUGAGGGUGACUCAGCCAAGUGGAAUGAUUUCCUACCAGGAGGGGAGUUGCUUGAUAUGAAACUGGAAGACAUUCUAGAAACUAUAAACAGUGUGAAAGGAAGACUGAGUAAAAGCAACCAGAUUCAGGGGCUGCUUCGGGCCUAUGAGGCACGUGAUCGGAACCUCCAAGAAGGCAAUUAUGAUCGGGUGAAUUUCUGGUCAGUUGUGAACCUGGCUGUGAUGCUCAUUGUUUCAGGUCUGCAGGUAUACAUGCUGAAAAAUUUAUUCAAUGACAAGCGAAGAAGCCGAACGUAGUGGCUGAGAAGUGAUUGUUGAUUAAGAAGACAAGAUGGUGUCUGGAAGGGCACUGUAGUUAUUAAAAAUCGUGUAUGCAGGGAUUUCCUUUACCGUAGACACUUAUAUUUAAAGAUAUUCUAUAAGGCUUAUAAUUAAGCAACAAAAUGGUCAGAAAAAGAGAAACGUCAUGUUCUUUGGGAGAAUAAAUGGAUACAUUGAGCUUUAAUACUAUUAGCGACACAAACUAAGAGCUUAAAGCCUUAAAUUCACUGCCAAAACAAGCUGGUGAUCUCUGCUAGCACAUAAAUAAAACAAUUAAUGCUGGAUCCUCACCACUAGCCAUCUGCCACAUCCUGAAAGCUGCUUUGGACGGAGUCACCAGUUUUCAAGGUUGCGAUAUUAUGACAUUGAGUGUUGGUAUCUGUCAACAUUGUACUUGGACUUGAAUGUCUGAGCCUUUUAAGUCAAGUAUAAUAGAUUCUUCUAAAGUACAAAGGCUAGUGUGCUGUUGUAUAUGAGUAAUGAUGCUCUGGACAUUUGUACCUGAACAUUUCAUAGCCCACAGCAGCAAAACAUGCUGACUGGGGUCAAAGUACAAGUUGGCUUCCUACUCACUCGGUCUGCCUUUUUUUUUUGAAGAAGUUAAUUAGUACAUACUGCAGAAAUUAUGUAAUAAUAUUUUUAAAUUUUCAUACAUGACAAAGAGCAAUGAAUUCUUAACAGAAACUGUGAUGGUACAAUCUGUGAAUAUUCUGAUGUAAAAUUUCAUCCAUUUACUCUAUCAAUGUGUGCAGCAAUUCAAUAGAUCUACUUGAAGCCAAAAUAUAAGGAAGCAACAUCAAAUUGAUUUGCAAAGGUUGAACAAUCUAGGAAAUGCACUGUUCUCCAAAACCCUUCACCACAAUACCCAUAAUAAUCUGAGCUCAUUUAUUUUAUUAUGGGCAUUUUUUUUUGCUACUUUCUCUUGCACAUUUGUGGUACAGUGUGAAGGUUAUUAGUAUUAUAAUCUGCCUUACUCAUCAUUUUAAGGUUGUCUCAGCCCCAUUAAUUGUGGCUUCAGUAGAAUUAUAGUUUCAUGGAAAAUCUUAAGUGUAGUUGCAUAUUAUGAAAGCGGUUUUUACAAAUGUUGUCAGUCUUGUUCCCUUGAAAUAUUGUUGUCUGGAGAACAAUUCCCUUUGGAUUCUUUAAAACAUCACGUAUAAAUUUUGACAUGGUUGAACCCAUUUUUACUUUUUUCCCCAUGAAUGAUCUUAUAAUUGAUUCGAACAUUGGAAAAGGCUUGUAUAACAAUUAAAGAUACUGGUUUAACAGAUCUUUUAGGUACUUUUCACUGGUUUCUUCUGUGUUACUGAUCAAGGAAAGCAAGUGCAAACGGGAAGUUGACUAUAGGCUACAAGUGUUUCACUUAAUGUUGUUUAGAGCUGUACAAUGACAACUCUCAGAAAUUUGCUUUGUGUCACACAAAUUACAGCCAUUCUAUAAAGUACUUUUGUCCAUAAUAUGAUUUCCAAGUUUCAUGUGCAGUGUUUUCUUGGGGGGAAAUUGAGUCUCAUUGUUCAAGGAUCGAUUACUCUACUGGAACUGCUGUAUGUUUCCCCGACAAAAACUGAUAACGAGAAUAUUUUUGUCUCUGAAACCUACCUUCCUUUACCUCCUAUACAAGGGCAAGUUUGUGCCUUGUGUCAGAUUAAGAAAAACCUUAACCCAGAUUUUGGAGGAUGUCUAUCAUAACAUUCUGUGGAUAAAGUAAUGUGAUGGGCCUCCAACAAUUCAGGUUAUAAGCCCAUGUUGACAUUGGGUUCGGUCUUGUGUCUUCAGCAUGACUUGCAAGAUAUUGUUUUUUCAGUGAAAAAAAUGUUGCCUCAUACAACAGUUAAUAAAUAUUGUUUCCAGGACCAGUCUUGGCCUGAAAGCAUAGGUAUUAAGGGAAGUGUUGAUGACAGCAGGAUUGAGGAGGAGAUGGGGGUGGGCGAGUGCUGAUUGGGAAAAUAUUGAAGAAAGGGCAAUAAUGGUUGGAAGGGGUAAAGGUGGGGUUCAUGGGGCAAGGCUGGGCUGUGUAUUGGAAGAGGAGUGCACGCUGGACCCAGGGAUCUGCCGAGGGUUUUGUGAUUGUGACCUGUUAUGAGACUUAAAGGUCAGACAGAUAUCUGGGGGAGGAGGUGGUUGUGUUCAUUCCUUAUAAGUUCUGUAUGGGAUACAAAAAUAUGUGGAUACCAUUAGCUGUUCCUGGAAUAAUAUAAGCAACACACAUCAAAGUUGCUGGUGAACGCAG
Messenger RNA from Mobula hypostoma (lesser devil ray), 3045 nucleotides. RefSeq names its product transmembrane p24 trafficking protein 5 (gene tmed5). Gene Ontology annotation, cellular component: endoplasmic reticulum; COPII-coated ER to Golgi transport vesicle; endoplasmic reticulum-Golgi intermediate compartment. Bases 126 to 791 code for a protein of 221 amino acids. The record is from RefSeq and is a predicted model, not a curated record. Gene Ontology annotation, biological process: intracellular protein transport; endoplasmic reticulum to Golgi vesicle-mediated transport; Golgi ribbon formation. The transcript is spliced from 4 exons. NCBI's taxonomy places the organism in Eukaryota, Metazoa, Chordata, Chondrichthyes, Myliobatiformes, Myliobatidae.